This is a messenger RNA of Malania oleifera, 2470 nucleotides long. RefSeq lists its product as uncharacterized. The transcript is spliced from 14 exons. Gene Ontology annotation, biological process: protein monoubiquitination; interstrand cross-link repair. Gene Ontology annotation, molecular function: ubiquitin protein ligase activity. Bases 1135 to 2097 code for a protein of 320 amino acids. The record is from RefSeq and is a predicted model, not a curated record. NCBI's taxonomy places the organism in Eukaryota, Viridiplantae, Streptophyta, Magnoliopsida, Santalales, Ximeniaceae. Gene Ontology annotation, cellular component: Fanconi anaemia nuclear complex; nucleus.
GUGUUUCACUAGUAAUGUUCGUUACUAUGCAGAGUUUUUUGUGAGGCUGGAGUAGCUGCAGUAUGGUCUUGACCCGACUUGACGAUCUGUGUUUUGUAUUGCAGGCCAUGUAAAUUUUUUUUGUUAUGAUCAUACAGCUUGGACUGCUUUCUCUUGUGCGCGGUUGAGCGCAUCUCGAGUUUUCCUUAUGUUGUGGCUGGAGUGUUGAUUGUACUCUUUGGUUGAAGGAAAGAUUGCCAGAUUUUGCGGGAUUCUGCCUUAGUUGCUACGUCAUGGUGCAUUUUGUUAGAGAAGAGUUCAAGAUUUUUUAGGAAUGCUACUCUUCCUCUUUGUUUGCUUCUGGAUAGUGUUGUUUAUUUGCUUCAGUUUGGUGCUUUUGCAGGAGUUCUUCUCACUCACAUCCAAAGCGAUUGGAGAGCUUUGAUCUACUGCAUUUUUUUGGGUUUUUGUUUCAUUGAGUGUAUUUAAUUUUUUGUGAGUGGUUGUCUUGUCCUCUGCAUUGUGUAUUCUCACUUUUUAUUGAUAAAAAUCUUUCUUUCUUGUAGAAAAAUGUGUUAAAAAAUCAUUUAUAUAGGAGUUUUGGGAGAGUGUUUGGGUAUUGGUGUUUGAACUUUGAAGUGUGUUUGUGUCCAUGCUAUGUAGGUUGUUUUUGUGGCACAGAAGGCAUAAUUAUUUUACCCUUCUCUUCUAAUAAAAAAACCAUUGACAGGGAUAUUUCAACUCAGUUGAAAACCAUUGGGAAAGGAUUUCAUUAUUUUUAUAAUUUUAAUACUUAAACACAAUGUUGAUAAUUUGGUGUACAGGGAGGAGAGGAGUUUGUGGUGUAAGCCUCCUCAAUAUCUAAAAAUUUCCCUUGUUUGGCAGUGCAUGACUAUGAGUUAUACCUAUGAUUUAACCCAUGCAAUUGACAUAUUAAUGCAAUUUUGAUUGCCAAACCAUUCUUACUUUUCCUUUAUGUUUUUAUCCUAAUUCUCUUAUUUUUUCUGUUGGAAUAUUUAUGCAGAAGAUUGCAAAGUUGGAUGUACUAGCAUUCAUUGCAAUAUGAACAUUAGCUUGGCAAGGAGUUCAAACAGCAACUUGGAUAAUUUUUAGCCACCUGAAAUGGAAUCAAUUUAAAAGUUCAACCGUACUGCUAUGGAGCAUCUUCAACAAACUCAAUGCACAGAGCUGAACCGACCAUCUUCAUUUUAUCGCUCAGUGUAUUCAGAGUUGGGUUGCACCUGUGGGGAGUGUCAAGGCUUGAUAUGCAUUUUUGGCCCACAACCUAACAGCUUAAACUUUUUGAUUGAAGAGGUUGGGUGGGAGCAUCUGCUGACAUUGGGUGAAGGUUUAACAUUUCUUACCUUUAAGUUCUUAGAUAAGGAGGGACGAGUGCAUGUUUUGGAAAUUCAUUUGGAUGAGACCUAUCCCAAAUGUCCACCUUCAAUUUCGGCGGACCUGCCUUAUCUUUUUAAUUUAAAAUGGUCAGUGAACUCAAGAUUGAAGGAUGUAGUGCAACUGUUCCAAGAGCAUCUGGAUAAGCUUCAGGAAUUUUGGUCUACCUUGGAUGAUAUAGACAAGUCUCUUUGGGUUGUUGAUCAAACACAGCCAUCUCAUGCAGCAUCGCAUCGACUAAUCAAUAUUGGAAAUGAUUGCUUUAUCACAUUAUCUAUAAAUACAAAAGAUCCAAGAUCUUUACCAGAUUGUGGCAGGUGUCGUUUUAUGGGUUCAGAUUUCAUGGUAAACUCAUUGCGGAAGAUGUGGAGGAGAAAUAGCAAACGAUGGAUAAAUGAAAAACUACCUUCAGAAAAUCUUGUGAAUGUAUUGGAGAUCCAACUGCCACGACCUCAACAUGUCCAGAAUAAUAAUCAUCUGCAAGUUGAAUGUGGAAUUUGUUAUGCUCAACAUCUCCCAUUUGAUGAUGAGCUAGGAGCCAAGAGUGGAAGUGGAACAGACUACACAUGUGAUAAUAUCAAUUGCAGAAGGAAUUUCCACAGCAUUUGUCUAGGGGAUUGGUUGCGUUCUAUCACAACGACAAGGCAGUCAUUUAAUGUUCUGUUUGGGAAUUGUCCAUAUUGUUCAGAGCCAGUUGCUGUCAAAAUCAGCACUCACAGGUGAAUCCUUGUUGCACUCAUUUCAUGUGGCAUAGUCGCAGAAGCAGGCUGCAGUGAAUGCUCUGCACAAAACACAAGCACACCAUACAAAUAAUGUCUUGGAUUAUGAAUUUGUUACUGGAGAUGAGAUUACCUAGCCCCCUUAAACUGUUCAUUGUUUUCCACUGGCAUUUUUGCCUGUUCAAAGCCUUUUUUGGCUGAUACAAUCAUGAGGAUGACAUGGAUUUUUGGAAGCCAUCCUAUGUAAGCUCUCACUCACCAACUUACCUCUGAUCUGAUAACAUGCCAUUCCUCACCCAUUUUUUGUCUAAUUGAUUGUAUCUACUUAUCUUGGUGAUUAUCCAUUUCAAGCAAGUCACCCAUACUUUGUGUUGAAA